GCUCGUUUUUGUUUGGUUUUGCAUGUGAUAGAUGAUAAUUUACUUUUGAUAAGAUAACAUAUUUAUCACGAAAUGUGACUAUUUCUAACAGAAAAAAUGUUAAUCACUAUUCUGUGAUAACUGUGUAAUAAAUGACUGGACCAUCAUAACUGUUUCAAGUCAGGGAACAGUGCCUCGAACAUAACAAUGAAUCAAUACCAGACAGAAAGGAGAUUAACUUGGUGUUAUGCGGGGUUGGCGUUACUUCUCGCGUUGAGUACAAUUUGCAUAGCGAUACCUUUUAAUCACUGGAAAACAACGCUCGAUGUAUGCCCUGGAGGUUAUUUUGAAAAUACUAACUGCGGUUGCAUAUUUUUUGGCGUAAGUACAACACAGUACUUCAAUGGGGGCCACAAUUCGUACUGUUGGUAUGCCGUAAUCGCACCUAUACCAAUCUUGGUCUACGCAAUAUUGCUGUUCCUGUUCCACAUGUACAGAGUAUGUAUCAGCGACGUUGGAAAAUAUGAGGAUGAAAAGUCUACAGCUAUGGAGGAAAUUGAAGGAGAGUCCAUAGUGGUUUCAACCCGUCACCAAGUUACCCGCCAUAAUGACGCAGUUAUCUACUGCUGGAUCCCAACGUCCUGCUUUGCUGCUAUCUUCUGUAUUUACAACAUCGUCCAUGCAGCAAUUAUCACCAAUGGCUUUGUCAGGACCUGCACUCAGUAUAGAGGGUUCCUAGCCAGGGAAAUCCAUGCUGCAGGGGAUCAUGUAACCGUCAUACACUUCCGUCUGAUGUGCCAGGCAAUAUAUGAUUUUAUGGACUACAUGCAGAAGGAUACACUUAACAGUCGCCUUGGGACCAUCAUCAAUACAGGUGUGUCAUUACAGCUGGCUAUUAUUGCAUCGUGGGUCUCUGUUGUUCUCUGGGCUGCAGUCACUGUGUAUACCGCUAGACGAGCUUAUAGAGAACGCACUGUUUUAACCUGCUGUGGAAACUAGUCUGUUUUCGUAAUUUUUUUAACACUUGGUUACAUUAUUAGCAUGUAUUUACCCAGUACCAAGUAACUUAUUAUAUUAAUGUUAAAGACCAAUGAAUCGACUCUAAGCAGAAAGUAUUAAAAUUAAUUAACUGAGAUCUUACCUUUAUAAAGCAAAAGAGUAAAUGCUGUAUAAUGAUGUAUGUGGGGCGCACUAUAACU
This is a messenger RNA of Hyposmocoma kahamanoa, 1178 nucleotides long. RefSeq lists its product as uncharacterized. The record is from RefSeq and is a predicted model, not a curated record. NCBI's taxonomy places the organism in Eukaryota, Metazoa, Arthropoda, Insecta, Lepidoptera, Cosmopterigidae. Bases 187 to 978 code for a protein of 263 amino acids. The transcript is spliced from 4 exons.